GAUUGCUCCCAUGGAAGACAAGGAUUGCGUUUACUUCCACGGCGGUGGUUUCGUCUCUACUCACCAACAAAUAUUACUACUACUCCACUUCCGGUUGUUGUUUACUUCCACGGCGGUGGAUUUGCAUAUAUGUCCCCUGAUUCAAAACCUUUCGACACACUAUGCCGUCGUUUGUCCCUGGAAAAUUCAGCUGUUGUUGUCUCGGUCAAUUACCGGUACUCACCGGAAUUCAAGUAUCCUUCACAGUAUGAAGACGGAUUUGAUGCUUUGAAAUUCAUCGACGAGAGACAAUUCAAAGAGUUUCCGGGAAAUGCUGAUCUAUCCCGUUGUUUUAUCGCCGGAGACAGUGCUGGAGGUAACCUGUCACACCAUUUAGCUGUUCGUGUUGCAAAAACCGAUGACGACGAGUUAAAACAGGUUAAAGUGAUUGGAUUAAUUGGGAUCCAACCUUGGUUUGGUGGACAAGAAAGGACUGAAUCUGAAAUCAAGUUAGAGAAUGGUCCAGCCCUUAGUCUUGAUCGAACAGAUUGGUUAUGGAAAGCUUUUCUGCCGCAAGGGUCUAACCGGGAUCACUUGGCUUCUAACGUUUUUGGUCCAAAUUGUUGUGAAGACAUUUCGAAGUUAAAGAAAUUUCCACCAACUUUGGUUGUUGUUGGCAAAUGGGAUUUGUUGCAAGAUUGGCAGAGAAGGUAUUAUGAAGGGUUGAAGAGAUUUGGUAAAGAGGCUUAUAUUGUUGAGUUUCCAAAUGCAUUUCAUGGUUUUUAUAGUCUUACUGAAUUCCCUGAAACUCCUCUUUUGUUUCAGGAAGUUAAGAAGUUUGUUCAAAAUCAAUUAGCAAAAGCCAGUGGCAAAUAACUGUCUGUAAUGUAGCCAUAAGGUCUGGUAUGUAACUAAGAUUUGGGUCCUGUCACUUGUGUGUAAACUGAAAUAAAAUUGUACACAAAGUUUCAAUUCAAUAUAUGAACGGCAAGUAAUAUAAAC
Molecule: messenger RNA, 981 nt
Organism: Papaver somniferum (opium poppy)
Lineage: Eukaryota; Viridiplantae; Streptophyta; Magnoliopsida; Ranunculales; Papaveraceae
Product: probable carboxylesterase 18
Exons: 1
Biological process (GO): pollen tube growth
Molecular function (GO): carboxylic ester hydrolase activity
Source: RefSeq, a predicted model, not a curated record